Molecule: messenger RNA, 1461 nt
Organism: Xenopus laevis (African clawed frog)
Lineage: Eukaryota; Metazoa; Chordata; Amphibia; Anura; Pipidae
Gene: luc7l.L
Product: LUC7-like L homeolog
Exons: 9
Coding region: 145-1089 (314 amino acids)
Biological process (GO): mRNA splice site recognition
Cellular component (GO): U1 snRNP
Molecular function (GO): mRNA binding
Source: RefSeq, a predicted model, not a curated record
UACGGCAGCGCAACUUCCGGCUUCAUCACUCUUCCCACAAUCCUCCGCCGCAGAGUGCUGGCCUCGUUGCUCACAUAGUAGUGGAGGGCUGAGGGACUUUAACACGCAGUCAGGCCGGAAACGGAAUAGAAUUCCGCGUUGAUAAUGUCGGCCCAGGCCCAAAUGAGAGCCCUGUUGGACCAAUUGAUGGGCACAUCUCGGGACGGGGAUGAGACACGGCAGAGGAUAAAGUUUACAGAUGAUCGGGUCUGCAAAAGUCAUCUCUUGGACUGCUGUCCUCAUGAUAUUCUUGCUGGAACGCGCAUGGAUCUGGGAGAAUGUACAAAAAAUCAUGAUUUGGCACUAAGAGCAGAUUAUGAAAUUGCCAGCAAGGAGAGAGACUUGUUCUUUGAGCUUGAUGCAAUGGAUCAUCUUGAGUCAUUUAUUGCAGAGUGUGACAGAAGAACAGAACUUGCUAAAAAACGCUUGGCUGAGACCCAGGAGGAAAUAAGUGCAGAAGUGUCUGUAAAGGCAGAAAAGGUUCAUGAGCUGAAUGAAGAAAUAGGAAAACUUCUAGCAAAAGCUGAACAGCUGGGAGCUGAAGGGAAUGUAGAUGAAGCUCAAAAAAUCCUUAUGGAGAUGGAAAACGUGAAAGGAAGAAAAAGAGAAGCAGAGGAAGAAUACCGUAACUCAAUGCCAGCAUCAAGUUUCCAACAGCAGAAAUUACGUGUGUGUGAAGUCUGUUCAGCCUACCUUGGUCUACAUGACAACGACCGGCGACUUGCUGAUCAUUUUGGUGGCAAAUUGCAUUUAGGAUUUAUCCUGAUUCGUGAAAAACUGGAAAUGCUGAGGAGAACGGUUGCAGAAAAGCAGGAGAAACGAAAUCAAGAUCGAUUAAAGAGAAGAGAAGAACGGGAAAAAGAUGACCGCACGGGCAGACGGUCACGCUCCAAGGAAAGGAGGAGACGGCGGUCACAAUCCUCAUCCCGUGACAGACGAAGGUCUCGAUCAAGGUCAAGGGACCGACAUAGGAGACAUCGCAGUCGUUCAGGCAGUCGCAACAGAAGUCAUCACCAGAGCUCAAGGGACAGAGGAUCAAAGCACAAGUAACACCUGUUACGGAAGGAGAGAUAACAAAAUCAGCAUCUAAACUUACAAGAACCUUUUAGAUGAGCAGGGAAUACACCAGGACCAUUACUGAGACACCCAAUGACUUUCCAGAUGGCGAAGCUUGAAGUACUACACAUAACAUAGUUUGUGUUGCGUUGUAAAUAAUUAAGCAGUGUUCUACAGAUUUACAAUUACGGUUUUUACUUGCCGAAAAUUCAUUUUUUUUAAACUUAAAUUUUUAUUGUUUGAGCUGUGUUUGCUAAAUAGUAUGCUGCUUGCCCUACAUUUUGAAAGUAGUGAAGUAUAAAUAAAGUAUUUCAUUUGUGCAAAAUUGUAUCUCUUCCCACAUUAUUAAAAAAAAAAUUAUAACCA